AUUUCUCUCACCGGCACAGCUUCUUCGCCUUCUCCCGUUUCUCUCCGCAGAAGAGAGAGAAAAUCCUCAAUUUCUUCUCUCUCUCUCUCUCUCUCUCUCUCUCUUACCCAAUCCUCUCUAGGGUUUCUUGGAGCUUCGCGGGACUCGCGGGGUCCUCCGUUCGUCAUCUUCUACCUCCGACCGAUUGACUGUGGUGAGAUCCCGAUCUCUCCGGCGAGAAUAGAUCUGAGUUAUGCAGCAAGGUGAUCAACAGACGGUGCUGAGCUUGAGACCUGGUGGCGGUCGAGGAACCGGCGGACUCAUUAGGCGUCGCUUCGAUUCCCCUUCGUCCACCACCUCCUCCUCGUCCCCCGCAGCUGCCUCCCUCUCCUUCGGCUCCCUCUCCUCCGAUCUCCCCCUCCUCCGCCCCCAUGGCGGCGGCCCUCCGUCCUUGUCGUUUAAGACUGGGGACUCGCAAUUUGAGGUGCAAGAGCGGAUUCGGUACACUCGAGACCAGCUGUUACAGCUUAAGGAGGCUGUUGAACCCCGUGAUGAAAUUCUGAAAAUCCAAAAAGAAAUUGAAGCUGAACUCUUUGGUGAAGAGCAAACCUGGGUGCGCGCAGAGAGCAAUGUGCCAAAUCAACCUCAAGGCCGUUUCUCGGAGCCAGACAAUCGUGACUGGCGUAAUCGAUCAGCACAGCUACCUUCCCCAGGAGAGGAGAGAUCCUGGGAGAACAUUCGAGAAAAUAGAGAUUCUGCUUCCAGAUUUGACUCUAGACAGCCAGAUGGCCAAUUUUCUCGGCAAGAUCAGCUGAACUCCCAGUUUGCAAGGGUACAGAUCUCUUCUAAUCAGAUGGGAGGCCCAACUCCUACUCUCAUCAAGGCUGAGGUGCCAUGGUCAGCUAGAAGGGGAAAUCUCUCUGAGAAAGAACGUGUUCUGAAGACUGUGAAGGGGAUUCUUAACAAGCUGACUCCAGAGAAGUUUGAUCUUCUCAAGGGUCAACUGAUUGACUCUGGCAUCACGGCAGCUGAUAUUUUAGAGGGUGUGAUUCAGCUUAUUUUUGAAAAAGCUGUAUUGGAGCCCACAUUCUGUCCGAUGUAUGCUCUUCUGUGUUCAGACCUCAAUGAGAAGCUGCCUAACUUCCCUCCUGAGGAACCCGGUGGUAAGGAAAUUACCUUCAAGCGGGUCCUUUUGAAUAUCUGCCAGGAGGCAUUUGAAGGAGCUGAUAAACUAAGGGAUGAGGUGAGGCAAAUGACUGCACCUGAGCAGGAGGCCGAGCGAAGAGAUAAAGAAAGGAUGGUCAAGCUCCGUACUCUGGGGAAUAUUCGUUUAAUUGGAGAGCUGCUGAAGCAGAAGAUGGUACCUGAGAAGAUUGUACACCAUAUUGUGCAGGUGCUUCUGGGACCCGAUGAUAAGGCCUGUCCUGCUGAGGAGAAUGUUGAAGCCAUAUGCCAAUUCUUCAACACCAUUGGGAAGCAACUUGAUGAGAGCCCGAAAUCGCGGCGCAUAAAUGAUGCGUACUUCAAUCGGUUGAAAGAACUGACUAGCAACCCCCAGCUAGCUCCUCGUUUGAGAUUCAUGGUUCAAGAUGUUCUUGAUCUCCGCACGAGCAACUGGGUGCCUCGGCGGGAAGAGGUGAAAGCAAAGACUAUCACUGAAAUCCAUUCAGAGGCAGAGAAGAACCUUGGGCUACGCCCAGGUGCUACAGCCAGCAUAAGGAGUGGACGUGGCAUUGUUUCUGGAGCACCGGGCAGCAUCAGUCCUGGAGGCUACCCAGUUAACCGCCCCGGCAGUGGUGGCAUGAUGCCUGGGAUGCCGGGGACCAGGAAGAUGCCUGGGAUGCCUGGGAUCGACAAUGAUAACUGGGAGUUCCCUCGAACCCGGUCAAUGCCUCGUGGUGAUCCCUCUGGAGUUCAGCCUUCUGGUGGGCGAAUCCCAUCGCCAUCUGUGGGCCGAUCGCCUUCUCUUAACACGAGGCUCUUACCUCAGGGCAGCGGUGGGCUUCCAAGUGGGAGGACCAGUGCCCUUCUUCAGGGGAGUGGCCCACCUCCUACUUCUCGUCCCUUGAACUUUGGGGUUGGCACUGAAGCCCUCGGUCAGCCAGCUAAAUCUAUUCCUACUCCUGCACCAUCUCCUGUACCUGUUGCAGAGAAGCCAGCAGUUUCUCCUGUACCUGUUGCAGAGAAGCCAGCAGUUGCCGCUGGGAAAUUAAAACCCCAUGAUCUCCGGAGGAAGACUCUCUCCCUUCUCGAGGAAUACUUCAGCGUGCUGAUUUUAGCCGAAGCUCUGCAGUGUGUAGAGGAAUUGAAUGCCCCAGAGUACCAUCCCGAGGUGGUCAAGGAGGCCAUUUCUCUUGCCCUGGAGAAGAGCCCACCUAGGGUUGAGCCUGUAGGAAAACUCCUCGAGUUCCUUCUCACCAAGAAGGUCCUCACACCGGGAGAUGUAGGCAGCGGUUGCUUGCUUUAUGGGUCUAUGCUGGAUGAUAUCGGGAUCGACUUGCCUAAAGCUCCCAACAACUUUGGUGAGGUCCUUGGAAGGCUAAUUUUGGCUGGCGGGAUAGAUUUCAAUGUUGUGAAGGAGAUCCUUAAGCAGGUCGAGGACGACAGGUAUCAGAAGGAAAUCUUCAAUGCCGCGAUGAAGACGAUCAAUUCAAGCCCUUUAGGGCAGGCUGUGUUGGGCUCGCAGGCUUCUGAUGUUGAGGCCUGCUCAGGUCUUCUCCAGUGAAGUAAGUGAUUCUACUAUAUCAUGUCAUUAAUCCGCAUGAGUAAGCUCGGAAGAUUCCGCCUCGCUGGAUCAGAUAUGUCUCCAUGUGCAACCAUCGGGAUGGUCAUCUAUUUAGUCAUGUUCUUUUUUUCUUUUUUGUUCUCUCAGAGGGGCAGCAAAUUGUAUUACGAUGUCAUGAGAACUGGUGCCGAGGACACAUUUAAAAAUUUUGAGUUGUAUAUUUUUUUUCCUUCGAAAUCAUCAUAAAGUUUGUCUCGGAAAAAAGGGGAAAAAAAAUAGGGGGUCGAACUUCACGGCGCGUAAUUUUGUUCUCGAAGUGGGACUAGAAAUUUUAUUGUCAUCGUGUCAGAGAUGGUUUAAAUACUGUAGCUGUGGUCCACUGAUGGAUCCCAGUUGGUUUUUAUGUUCCUUUAGUUUUUGAUGGUUCAUUUAUUGCGUCUCCCUUUGUGGUGGCCUCUCCCUAAUUCGAAGAACAGAAUUUUGAGCAGUUACAUUUAGUUCA
Molecule: messenger RNA, 3206 nt
Organism: Punica granatum (pomegranate)
Lineage: Eukaryota; Viridiplantae; Streptophyta; Magnoliopsida; Myrtales; Lythraceae
Source: RefSeq, a predicted model, not a curated record